This is a messenger RNA of Bactrocera tryoni, 2635 nucleotides long. Its product is annotated as glutathione-specific gamma-glutamylcyclotransferase 1. Lineage: Eukaryota; Metazoa; Arthropoda; Insecta; Diptera; Tephritidae. Bases 1263 to 2183 code for a protein of 306 amino acids. Gene Ontology annotation, cellular component: cytoplasm. Gene Ontology annotation, biological process: glutathione catabolic process. The transcript has 5 exons. Gene Ontology annotation, molecular function: glutathione specific gamma-glutamylcyclotransferase activity; gamma-glutamylcyclotransferase activity. The record is from RefSeq and is a predicted model, not a curated record.
UUAAAUAAAAAUGUUUUUAAUAAACUAGAGAUGGAGCAAAAUACACUACAUAAAAACGCAUUAUUAUAUAUGUAGUUUGUGUUCGUAUGGGCAUGAGUGAAGUCGGGUUGACGCUUGAUAUAAUGUGAAAAGCGACGACGCCAAGUUUCAGUCACCACUUGGCCAUCACAGUGAACACAUACGAGGCCGAGAGGCGCCUAAAAUUAACUGCUCUAGAACGAAAAUUGUGCGCGCAAAUAUUUAUAAACAAAUUUUACAAAUACAUACAUAUGUACAUAUAACAUUGAGAUCAGGAAGAGCAAGUGAAAAGCGAAAGACACACACAAAGUGUUAUCUGGCAGAUUUAGCGUCUGGCGGUGAAAAUUAAGAAAUCCAUGACAAUGUGUAUAAAAACACCGCUGUAUUAUGAAUAAAAUUUAAAGCAAAACUAUAAAAGACACGUGUAACAAAUAACAAGCAGCUGAAGAAAAUUAUGCACAAGUGAAACAAUGAACGAAACAAUAAUACAAACUCAACUAUGUAUGUGUGAAAACUAAAAAACUAAAUCUGCAAACAGUUGAGGAAAUACGUCAUUUCAUCAUUUCGUCGCAUCAAAAUUAACAUGCAGCAGUAAAAAAAAAGUUUCUCCUAUGGAAGACUCUGCGGCAAAACUCAUAAAGACGCCAAAUUCAUAGACGAUGUAAACGGUCGCAACACCCUAACACAUUUCGGAUAAGCUAAACCAAAACAACAAAACAAAAUUACAUAUAAACACGCAAAAAGUGAGAAUCGUCCCAAAAACAAAAAAAAAUGUUAAAUAUUUAAGAAAUCUCACCUGUAACUCCAAGCGAAUGACGAGCUAACAACUAACUGCAUUCUCGCACAGCUCAUCAUAGAAAGCCGCAAGAGAGCACGCACUUCCAAAGCUAUAUAGUACAGCCAGAAACAUCGAUGUAUUGCGUGCAACACACAUCACAGCAACAACAAGCACUACUACAACAACAAAGUCAAAGCGUACGCGGCCUAAACGAAGCUUGGAGCGAAAACAUCAAAGAUCACACAAAUCAACGCCAAAAUCUCUCGAAAACACGCGCACUACAUACAUACCCCGGAAUAGAAAGGUGUUCAGCCAGUGUUAGCUUAAAAAACUGCGAGUGCAGUUAACACCAGUAAGGUAAUCUAAACUCAGCUGGCGCUCCACAAGCUUCCGGCAAUCCCGACAGUUAACAUUUGCGGUUAACGGUAAAAUCUAGUCGUCACUAUCAAAUUCUACCACACCAAAGAUGGCACACAAUCAUAGAGUUCCAUACAACAACAACGACCCCAACAACAUUGACAAUCUAAAUGAAAAUCCAGCUGCACGUGGCGCCCCGGAAUAUUUUGAAAAUCUUUUCUUGAAUGGAAAUUUCGCAGCAAACGCUGAUGAGGAGAUGCUGGAUGCCGCGGGAGCACUAGCAGAGCACAACAACUUGGCCGAGAAUGCCAAUUAUGAACCGUCAUGUUGGGUCUUUGGCUACGGUUCGCUCUGCUGGUAUCCCGGCUUCGAGUAUUCCAAAUGCAUAACGGGCUACAUUAAAGGUUUCGUGCGGCGUUUCUGGCAGGGUAAUACCACGCACCGAGGCACUGAUGAGAUGCCCGGCCGCGUGGCGACACUCAUUGAAGACAAAGAGGUGAGUGGCGAGAAUAAUGGCAUCACUUGGGGUUGUGCCUAUAAAAUUACCGGCAGCACGGCGUUGGAUUACCUCAAACAACGCGAAUGUAAGCUAGGCGGUUACAUUGUGCUCGAAACGAAGUUCUUCCCUCGCGUCGCUUCCUUUGAUACACCGUUUAGUGGUGAAGCAGUUCCUGUGUUGGUAUAUGUGGCUACGCCUGAUAAUUGCCAUUGGCUGGGCGAAGAUACAGCUGACAAUAUUGCUGAACAGAUUGUGAAUUGCCGCGGCCCGAGCGGGCACAACGUCGAGUAUUUGUUACGAUUGGCUGAUUUUAUCCGCGAGGAAAUCCCCGACGUUGUGGAUACACACCUGUUCGAGCUGGAGUUUCUGGUGCUGGAAAAAUUGCACAAACGCCAAAUACCUCUGUGGUCUGUGAUGGGUGUGUCGCCGGAACGCAUACGACGGGACUCGCACGAGGAGAUCAAACGACCACCGACAUUCGAAUUCACUUCUCGCAUUGCGGAGCGCAAGUUGCGUUGCUUGAAUAUUUGAUUGGGGAUCAAUGGUAUUGAUAAGCGUCUAACGGAACACAAGGCUGGCUGUAAUAAAUUGUUGUUUUUUUGAUACAUACAUACAAAAAUUCAUAUGUGUAUAAAAUAUAUAUAAGUUCUAGCUGAGUGCGACGAUUCAAGUAGUGAGGAUUCACGUGUUAAAUUAUAAAGAGUGCUAAAGAGUACAUACAUAUUUAUUAUUAUUAACAAUUGGCUUUCGAUGUAUUCAUAAUGUAUUUUGUUAAUUUUUUUUUACUUUAGAACAUUAAAUUUUAUAAUCUUAGCAAUCGUAAGAGAUAAGAGAAAGAAUCGAAACAAUUUAAUGUAAGAUAUGGCUUCCACGCACAUUGUAAUAUAGUUGAUAUAUAUUUUAUAACAUCGCGUUUAGAAAUUAAUAAAAAUAUGAUUAUAGCACAACAAAUUUGUACCAAAUAAAACAACUAAAAAACUCGA